This is a messenger RNA of Metarhizium album ARSEF 1941, 2412 nucleotides long. Its product is annotated as guanine nucleotide exchange factor Vps9. The transcript has 4 exons. Bases 1 to 2412 code for a protein of 803 amino acids. The record is from RefSeq and is a predicted model, not a curated record. Gene Ontology annotation, biological process: vesicle-mediated transport. NCBI's taxonomy places the organism in Eukaryota, Fungi, Ascomycota, Sordariomycetes, Hypocreales, Clavicipitaceae. Gene Ontology annotation, molecular function: small GTPase binding; ubiquitin binding; guanyl-nucleotide exchange factor activity. Gene Ontology annotation, cellular component: cytosol; endocytic vesicle.
AUGUCGCCACUGGAGGAGCCCACGGGCCAAGAGGUUACUUGCCAGCCUGGCGGCAGAGACGCAGCACCUGUCAAGGAAAAUGUAGAGUCGACGCAGCCCUCCGACUCCCCAACCCACUCUUUGGUUGACCCAGCCGGUGCUACGGACAAGCAAGACGACCUCGAGAACAAGGAGAAGCAGCAAGCGCACGCCUCUGCCUCGGGCGAAACGGGUACGGAACAGGAUGCUGCCUCUGCCCAAGGUUUGUCCGAGUCUUCCAACACUGCCAAGGACACCAAACAACCUUCAGCACCCAUCCUCCGGAAGCACAUCCCAGCACCACUGGAGAUCGUUGAACCGGACGCAUCAGACGCCAUGUCCUCUUCUGUGUCUACCAUCAAGGCCCCGACUUCGUCGUCACACAAACUCGAAAAUGAUGCCCAAUAUCUUACGGCCGAGCAGUCGGUCUAUGUCGAUCCCACACCCGCAACCCCGACCACCUCACAGCCACCAUCGCGGAGCCCGUCCACCACCACCGCAAGAUUUUACCGAUCUGACAACCCGUCACCCGCAAGGUCCGAUGGGGCAGAUGAAGAAAAGAGGUACACGAGCGAAGACGAACAGGAUGGCGGCUCUCGCUCCGAGAUCCAGAGUAUCAUGGAGCAGUUCAGCGAAGCAGGUGGAGGACCUGGGUUGGACGAAGUUAUGAGCCCGCGGUUGGAAUUUGCUUCUCCCAUUCUCGCCGGCCCUUCUCAGCAUCCGCCGCGGAAGUCGAGCCUAGAGCCCCUGUCGCAGACGAUAUCGAGCCCACUCCAAGAAUUCACCGCCUUGCGGGUGUCCUCAUCGUCUCCGUCUAGUGUACGGUCCAAGGAACGAGCCUUCGACGACGAAGCGCCUCCCGUCCCCCCCAAGGAUGGUGCCUUUGGAACGCCUCCUAGAACACGGGAGAACAGACGGCCAUCUAGCAUCAGAUCGCCAACCUCUCCCCAGCUGUCUAUGCAUCGGCCACCCCCACCUGAGCCGGAGCCGGAACCGGCGCUGCCCUUCGAUUUUCACAGAUUCUUGGAGCAACUGCGGAACAAGAAAGCCGAUCCAGUCGCGAGGUAUCUCAAGUCAUUCUUGUCCGAGUUUGGGAAAAAGCAGUGGAUGGUUCAUGAACAAGUCAAGAUCACGAGCGAUUUCCUGGCCUUCAUUGCUAAUAAGAUGAUGCUGUGCGAUGUUUGGAGGGAUGUAUCUGACGCUGAGUUCGACAAUGCCCGUGAGGGGAUGGAAAAGCUCGUCAUGAAUCGAUUGUAUGCGCAGACAUUUUCCCCCGCGAUUGCACCUCCGAAACCUAUCCCUGGCGCCAAGCCAAGACGGCGAGGCGGCGAUGUCCCUCUGGGGCCCGGCCGUCGUGGUCAACAUCAGGAAGAUGUCGAACGCGAUGAGAUACUUGCACAAAAGAUUAACAUCUACGGAUGGGUGAAGUUGGAGCAUCUGGACAUUCCACCCGUAGGUGACAGUGGUCGCCGGUUUUUGAAACUAGCUCAGCAAGAACUCUUGAAGAUCAAAUCAUAUAGAGCUCCGCGAGACAAGAUAAUCUGUGUUCUCAACUGCUCCAAGGUGAUAUUUGGUCUGUUGAAACACAACAAGUCCGACUCAUCAGCCGACUCAUUCAUGCCGCUUCUGAUUUACGUUGUGCUGCAAUCCAAUCCGGAGCAUUUGGUUUCCAAUGUGCAGUACAUACUGCGAUUCAGAAAUCAGGAGAAGCUCGGCGGCGAGGCUGGAUACUACUUGUCAUCUCUGAUGGGUGCUAUCCAAUUCAUUGAGAAUAUGGAUCGUUCGUCACUCACAAUAUCCGACGACGAGUUUGAAAGACACGUAGAGGCAGCUGUGUCAGCUAUUGCCGAAAAACACCAAGCCACAUCUCCCGUCAUCCAGCAACAGACGACAUUCCACGAAAAAACCGGCCUCCGCCGCAGCGGGUCAAGCGGUCGCCCCGUCGCGGACAGCAGCGCGGAGGGCUCGGCCCCCCGCCGCUCAACUUCCUCCUACGAGGGCGAAGCCCAAGAUGGCGCAGCCAUCAGCGGCCUCCUCCGAACCAUCCAGAGACCUCUCAGCACCAUCGGCCGCAUCUUCUCCGACGAAAACGGCCCGUCGUCCUCCAACCCCGGGAGCGCGCCCCAGUCUCCAGGCCCGCCGGAUCGUCACCCCUCCCGGUCCAACCACCGCGACGAGCAGGUCGCCUCGCAACGUCAGCAACACCAGUUGCUGCCCAAGCACGCGCUUUCCGCUGAAGAGGCGGCUGCGAGACAGGCGAGUGCUGAGGCGGCCGAAGCCCAGCGCCUGCACCGUGCCGAACACGCGAAUGUCGUGGAGACACUGGCAGGCAUGUUUCCCGAUCUCGACAAGGAGAUCAUCAGCGACGUGGUUUACCAGAAGCAAGGGAGGUAA